Molecule: messenger RNA, 2135 nt
Organism: Phragmites australis (common reed)
Lineage: Eukaryota; Viridiplantae; Streptophyta; Magnoliopsida; Poales; Poaceae
Exons: 3
Coding region: 138-623 (161 amino acids)
Source: RefSeq, a predicted model, not a curated record
GAAUGAUCUACAAUUCCAAGAGGUUCCGGGCUGCAACAGUAGCCGAUAUUAGCCCAUCCAACAGGCCCAGUUAGUAGUAUACGGGCAAAGCGGAACUCGAAGGAUUGGGCGGCCCACUUUCCCAAAGCAGCCAACGGAUGCGUCCAACGGAACGGAAACCGUGGAACUUUGCCCACUCGGGCUCCGUAUGCGGGCCGAAUCUCUCCCAGCGGCGGCGUUUUGGUGCGGAUUCCGAGGGUUUCAGCGCGGGCGCGGCAGAUGGAGAGCGCGUACGGAGAACGAGAGCCCUCGCCGGAGCAGGCGGAGAGCAAGGAGGUGAGGAUGCUGCGGGCUCUCCGGGAGGAGGAGGAGCCGCCCCAGGUGCCGGACGAGCAGCUGCGCUCCAACGACCAGCUCGGCAGCUCCAGCAAGACGAGAUGCUGACACUAGCGGCAAUCUAUGGAGACAAUAUCGGUAUUUUUGGUGAAAAGGAUGCACUGCGAUCUUUCCAGAUCCAUGUGCAUUAUGAAAUUCCAGAUGGUAUCGGUGUGUCUGCUGAAGUACUUCAGGGUGUUGAUGAUGACACGGAUAGUCAGUUCUUUCACACGUUCAGUAUCCGGCACUUGGCUCCAAUCCAGGGUUAAAAAACCAUCGGUAACCGCCCAAAAAUCGCGGUUACCGACCUUUUCGGUCCGGUCCGGUUUCAGAAACCGAACGGUAACCAAAAUUUAAAUUCAAAAAAUUCGAAAAAAAAAUCUUAAGAAAAACUAGACACAAUUCUAAGAACUUCUGUGAAUUUUUUUUUUCAAAAAUAAUAUCGUUUGCAUCAUAUUCUAUAGGGAGAAAGUUUGAAAAAAAUGAAAAAAAUUGAAGUGUGCGGCUCAGUUAUUAACUCAUGUUAAGGAAAAGUGUAACAUGCAAACACAUAUUUUUCUUGUAUAAAACGUAUUUUAAGAGAAUCUUUAAAAUUGAUUUCAUUUUAUUUAGAGUUUUAUUAAAUUCUCUAUGAUUUUUACAAAGUUCACAAGUAUAAAGUGAAUAUGUUAAGAAAUAGCACUAUAAUUAACUUUUUUAUGUCUACUAUUAUUUUUUCUACGUAAAUCAUAGUAUAAAUAAGCUAAUGAAAGUGGUUUCACUAAUUUUUGAGGUGUGAUGGGUCAGUUAUGAAUUAAUCUAGUCGUAACAUAUUUACAUAAUCAUGCAUGUUACAAUAACUAAUUCAUGAGUUCAUGUAUUUUUAAAAGAUAUAGGAUCAUGUAAGAAGACUAACAAAAUUAGUUUCAUGAUUUUUGGAUUAGCAAAGAGUAAACUAUGCAUUUAACUUGGUUUAAAAAAUACAAUUUCUCACAGAAAAUUUUGAACUUUUUUAUGAGUAUAAAUACUUUUAUCAUGUAGAUCAUGUUACAAGGAAGCCAACAAAAUUUGUUUCACUUGAUUUGAAGCUCAGAUGAAUUAGUUAUUGAUUUUACAAGUUUGAGCCUUUUUUUGGGUUUUUUUGAACUGCGCUGAAAUUCGAUAAAACCGCUCGAUAAAUCGAGAAAACCGAGCGGUUACUGAUCCAAACCGCUCGGUAACCGAUCAAUUCAAAAAUGCGAGAAAAUUGCUCGGUAACCGUCCCAAACCGCUAGGUAACCGAUCAAAACCGAGCGGUUACCGAAUAGCUAAAAUAGCGAUUUUUUUUCUUCCAAAAUUCAAAUUUUGCCAAAUGAAUUUUUUCCGAUUUUUUUUUAAAUUUUUAACCGGUAACCGCGGUUAUCGCGUAUUUUCGAUUACCGCCGGAGCUAGAUCGGUAAUGUAAACUCUGCUCCAAUCUCACUGACAUGUCUUAUGCCUCUGUCGUACCCGAGCCACCACCCUCCAUACUUUACUCUCAGUGUGCUAUGGUUGGUUGGUGUAAAAGUUUCUUCCCUUUGUCACAUGCUGGACUUAAUCUUUAGCUGUGAAUGUCAUAGAAGCGAUAAUUCUCUUGACAUGCUUCUGUCCUUACAUGUAACAAAUGGAGCUACCAACCCGUACUCUAUUCAAAAUCUAGCUAACCGCUAGUUACACCAAAUUUUCCCUUGAGUAUUAGCUGUGAAUGUUCAUUAUCAAACAGAAGCUCUAACAUGACAUGCUAAUAACAUGAAGACUUGGGAAUGCCAAGAACCAAGAUUGAU